Nycticebus coucang (slow loris) is the source of this 3540-nucleotide messenger RNA. RefSeq names its product BAR/IMD domain containing adaptor protein 2 (gene BAIAP2). Gene Ontology annotation, biological process: actin crosslink formation; plasma membrane organization; actin filament bundle assembly. The transcript is spliced from 14 exons. Gene Ontology annotation, molecular function: protein binding; cytoskeletal adaptor activity. The coding region runs from base 102 to 1670 and encodes 522 amino acids. The record is from RefSeq and is a predicted model, not a curated record. Gene Ontology annotation, cellular component: nucleoplasm; cytosol. NCBI's taxonomy places the organism in Eukaryota, Metazoa, Chordata, Mammalia, Primates, Lorisidae.
AGUCCCGGUCUGCGCGCCUUUCCGCCUUGUUGCUGCCGUCGUCGCCGCCGCCGCCGUCCGCGCCCCCGCUCUGGUCUGUGGUGCAGCCGGGACCUAGGACCAUGUCGCUGUCGCGCUCGGAGGAGAUGCACCGGCUCACGGAAAAUGUCUACAAGACCAUCAUGGAGCAGUUUAACCCCAGCCUGCGGAACUUCAUCGCCAUGGGGAAGAACUACGAGAAAGCCCUAGCAGGUGUGACGUACGCUGCCAAAGGCUACUUCGAUGCCCUAGUGAAGAUGGGGGAGCUGGCCAGCGAGAGCCAGGGCUCCAAAGAACUCGGAGACAUGCUCUUCCAGAUGGCCGAAGUCCACAGGCAGAUCCAGAAUCAGCUGGAGGAAAUGCUGAAAUCUUUCCACAACGAGCUGUUGACACAACUGGAGCAGAAGGUAGAGCUGGACUCCAGGUACCUGAGUGCUGCACUGAAGAAAUACCAGACGGAGCAGAGGAGCAAAGGCGAUGCCCUGGACAAGUGUCAGGCUGAGCUGAAGAAACUUCGCAAGAAGAGCCAAGGAAGCAAAAACCCACAGAAGUACUCAGACAAGGAGCUGCAGUACAUCGAUGCCAUCAGCAAUAAGCAGGGCGAGCUGGAGAGCUACGUGUCUGAGGGCUACAAGACGGCCCUCACGGAGGAGCGCAGGCGCUUCUGCUUCCUGGUGGAGAAGCAGUGCGCUGUGGCCAAGAGCUCUGCCGCCUACCACGCCAAGGGCAAGGAGCUGCUGGCCCAGAAGCUGCCGCUAUGGCAACAGGCCUGUGCUGACCCCAACAAGAUCCCUGACCGCGCUGUCCAGCUGAUGCAGCAGGUGGCCAGCAGCAAUGGCGCCAUCCUUCCUAGCACCCUGUCGGCUUCCAAGUCCAACCUGGUCAUCUCAGACCCCAUUCCGGGGGCCAAGCCCCUGCCAGUACCCCCUGAACUGGCACCAUUUGUGGGGCGGAUGUCUGCCCAGGAGAACGCGCCCAUCAUGAACGGGGUCGCAGGCCCAGACAGCGAAGACUACAACCCUUGGGCUGACCGCAAAGCCACUCAGCCCAAGUCCCUGUCUCCCCCGCAGUCUCAGAGCAAGCUGAGCGACUCCUACUCCAACACGCUGCCUGUGCGCAAGAGCGUGACCCCCAAAAACAGCUACGCCACCACUGAGAACAAGACCCUGCCCCGCUCCAGUUCCAUGGCAGCUGGCUUGGAGCGCAAUGGGCGCAUGCGGGUAAAGGCCAUCUUCUCCCAUGCCGCGGGGGACAACAGCACGCUGCUGAGUUUCAAGGAAGGGGACCUCAUCACCCUGCUGGUGCCUGAGGCCCGUGAUGGCUGGCACUAUGGCGAGAGCGAGAAGACCAAGAUGCGGGGCUGGUUUCCUUUCUCUUACACCCGGGUCCUGGACAGUGACGGCAGCGACAGGCUGCACAUGAGCCUGCAGCAGGGGAAGAGCAGCAGCACUGGGAACCUGCUGGACAAGGACGACCUGGCCCUGCCACCCCCUGACUACGGCGCAUCCUCCCGGGCCUUCCCCACCCAGACGGCCGGUACCUUCAAGCAGAGGCCCUACAGUGUGGCCGUGCCUGCCUUCUCCCAGGGUCUGGAUGACUAUGGAGCCAGGUCUGUGAGCAGCGGCAGUGGCACGCUGGUGUCCACAGUGUGAGGACGCCGACCUCGGCGCUGCUGCUCUGAAGAGCUCCGCCCCCCCACCCCGUCUCCACCCGCUCCCUCCUCAGCUCUCGCUGGUUUGUUCUUGGGUUGUUUUUCUUUCCACUCACCCCGCCUUUUGGUUGGUGACCCCAGACUCUGUGAUCCCCCAGGGUCCAUGGUGCUGCUCCUCCGCCCCCGUGUUCACAGCCCUCCCCUCGUCCCAGCCUCUCGCGCAGAAACUGCCAGGCAGGACUUGCCGGGGCAGCUCAGGGGCCCUUGGCCCACCUGCGGCGUUCAUGACGCCCUCACCCCUUAUCUGAGGCUUACUGAGAGCCAGGUCUAAAGUUUGAAGAAAAAGAAAAAUCUUAAAAAAAAAAAAAAAAGAUGAAAAACAGGAAAAAUGAUUUUUUUCCUGAAAAACAAAAACAGAUCUGCAUGGACUCCGGUGUUAUGUACUGUUACUUUGCAUCUGACUCCCCCCCCUUGCGCUGGCGUCUGCUGGGACAGGGGAGGUGCUGGGCCGAGGAUCAUGCCCCGGGGACUCCAGCCAACCUAGGCGCCUUCUGAGGGCUUCACAGAGAAAGGGGGCUCAUGCCAAGCCCCGGGGCCUCCUGAGGAAGCUGGCCACUCCUGUGAGGGAGGCUGCCCACCAGGUCGGGUGCCUCCGUGGACACUGCUGGCCAGGUGUGCAGGCCCAGCGUUUCAGGCUGGUGUGUCUCCAUGGCAGGGCGUUGUUACCUCACGCAGCGCGCUGGCAGGCGCGGGCUGGGGGCAGGCGCUGCCUGGCCGCACGCGGACAUUCCAAAGACCUCCCGAGACCCACCCCACCCCACGUUUUUUGGAAAUCGUUUCUUUAACCAGCCUUGCGAGGGAGUCACGGCCACGUGCCAGCCCACCUGACUGCUCGGGGCAGGGUGUGUGCGCUGGGCCCGGUGAGGCCGGCCUGGGGAGGGCUUUGGCGUGCUGCCCUGCACCUCCCAUCCAGGGGAAGCAGGUGGUCCCUGCCCCGGUUCUUUCUAUACACUCUUGUCUUUUUGUGUGUCUUGGUGACUUCAGAAACAAACACACUGGACUCAGUGGCUACUGGUUUUGUCUCUUCACACAUUGAAUUCUGGGGAGUGGAGUGAAGGGCACAGCCUGGCUCAGCCCGCCUGCCGGUGGGAGCCCCUUUGUGAAGCUGUGGACGCCCCUUUUUCUGAUGUGAUUUAUCAAAACCCUCCCGCAUACCUGCCUGUGGACUGGGAUGUGGCCGGUAGUGUAAGCAGCAGCUCCGAGGCACAGACAGAUCCGUUUUAUAUUUAAGGGAAGCAAAGCCAGGACUGGGACCUCUGUAAGGAGAACCUUCUGUGUUGUUCGAAUUUUGCUAAAAGAUUUUCAAAUCCAGGGGAUUCCAUGUUUCAUGGAUGAAUGUAGACACAAAACAGCAAAACUUGUAUGAAGAUGUAAAGUGCUGAAAAUAUUUUUUCCUGUUUCCUUUCCUUUUUUUUUUUAAAUCUGAAUUGUGCCCUGUACUGCAGUUAAUUGUUUGAAUAAAAGUUUUAUUUAUUGCACCGAGUUGGGUUUGGAGCCUCCUUCCAGUCCCCAGCACAUGUCUGGGGCCGAGGGGGUCAGGCCCUGCCCCGUGCACCCCUCUGCGGAGUCUCCUUCAGAGAAAAGCUGGGCAAGCAAAGCAGGGUUGCCUUCCCCACACCUCUGGGCACUCAGCCGGCCAUCCAGCCACACUGGCACAACUUGGUGCUGCCUCCUGACUCCCUCUAGCCCCACAGAGCGAGGCAGGUCCUGCAGGCCUCUGCCCACAGCUGCAUCUGCGCCUGGCCUGGGCCCCUGGCAGCCCCAUCCUCCAAUCUGGCCCCCAUGUCCCCUUCGCCACCUCCAACUGAGCC